AUGCUCCAUUGGACAGCGACAGUUCCAUCCCUCAAGCGCACACGAAUUUGGGGUAAUAGGCUCAUGCUUCAGCAUCAUGCAUACCAGCGGUGUGAGGCGUACUGUGUAGACAAUGCCUGGGGCCCAGGGCCGGUAUCUGGGAAGGGCAUGUACCAACGGAGUUGGCUGACCCCCAAUUGGAGGAGGGAUCUGCUGACUUCUGCAGCUCCAAUUGAGGUUAUCUCUUGUUCUAGCCUUACUCCCCUGCCCCCUCCAACGGAAGGCCACCAGCCUACGCCUCCAGGAGCAGCCAAUCCCGCUGCUCAGGGGUCGCUGCUGCCAGACACAGCCCCACCGAAGACAGAGAAGGUUUCGUCUGUUUCGUCAGCAGAUACGUCUACUGGUGGCAUUGGAGAGAUUCAGUCGGUUGAAAUUGACGCAACACUAGACGGCAUUAGUCGAGAAGGGCUGUUGCAGCUUCUGCAGGAGCUGCAGCAGCAAACGCCUGAACUACUACGACUUCUCCCCACCCAAAACACUUCAUCUCUCGAGAGUUUGUCAACUAAGGAGCUCCGAGGUCUUGUAGAGCAGCUUUUAAACCUAGCGGAGGCAGCGGACGUGCACGGAAAUCCUGACCGUGUAAGUGUGAACUCCCAGGUGUCCUCCACAUCACCGUCAGGCAGUGAGAUGAAGUCACAGCGCACGCAGGCCGCACCGCAACCCCAACCUCAAAAGAAGCAAGAGGACAGCAGAGACCAACAGAGAAAAGAGAAGCGGAAGACAAGGGAACGUGAGCAGAACGAUCUGCCGCAGAAGGACAGUGGGGCGGGUGUUCCAGUCCAAAGCUCCCUCUCCCAAGCUGCUGCCACCGCAACUGCUGCUGCUUCUGCUGCUGCCGUCGAAGCUCAGCAGCUACUAGAAAUGGGCUUCUCAGAGGAAGAGGGAGAAGGGCUGUUUUCUGCGUUGCAGGAGCAGCUUCCGGUGCUACCGGAAUCCGACAUCUUGGACCUUCUUGUCACAAUGGGCCCUGUACUUCAGGCGUUGCUUCCUCCUGAAAGUUCUCCACAAGAUUAUCCAUCUUUAGAGCAGCACCAGAGGCAGAAAAAUGAGCAGCAAGGUAGUACAGUAGAUUCUGUGAGAGAGCUGUUAGACGCAACGGCGCAAGAGCGACAAGCCCUGGCGGCAGAGGGUGUGGCCAUAAGGAGGUUCGUAGAGGCGAAGGUGGAGCCUUUGUCGUGGGAGGCUAGGAAAGACCUGCUGCUAACACUUCUAGCAGUUGCUGAGGCUGAGGCAUAUUGCCCGAAGGAGCCUGAAGUACGUCAGCUCUUGGGGCUAGACGACGCGGGUGCGGUAGUGACUUCAAGCGCCUCUGCGGCUGGUGCUGCUGCUGACAGGAAUGGAGCUGAGCAAUCAGACAGCAGGGCUUUCGGCGGGCUUCCGGUGGUGUCAGCAUGGCGUCGGCUGCUGCAGCUGCCUGAGAACGCCCUUCGCGGUGAAAAUUCUCUCUCUGCGGAGGAGGCAGAUGCCCUUAGCGUUGAGGAGGUCAAGCUGCGUUAUUCCCGCGUUAUCAAGCAAGCCAAAGAAGAGAGCAUCAAGGCUUCGAUCAAGCGCUGCGAAUACAAGGAGCAGGAUGAGAGCUCUGUGGAAGGGCCAGAACUACCUGCAGAAAGCCUUGUGGGCACCAGCGCAUCUCAAAGGACUAUAGGAAGCAAACCACCGACCAAAGCAAGUUCUGCAAAGCCUCAAGACUCAGAAGACUCUAAGCAUUCAGUGCGGCAACUUUCCGACAGUGACUGCCUUGGCCGCAGGCUCAAUGCAUGUUCCUCAGCCCCCACUACGGGCGCAAAUCUGGGGGCCGCUGUGCGGGACUCCAUAGUAACGGCAUCAAGUGCUUCUGAGUCUCCCAUGGGAGGCAAGGAGUUCCAAAAAGCAGUUAUAGCUGCUGGAAGACCCAGCAGUGUGGUCCGCCCAGCGAGUGUAGGAGUAUCGAUAGGAAAAAAUAGUUCAGCAAUCCAAAGUGGACGUGGCGAUGACCCACCCAUUCAAGAAGGGGACCUCCUAGAUCCUUCGCGAAAACCAGAAAAAGCCCUCGGAGGUCACUUAGAUGCCGAAGACAGUGGAGACACUUCUGACUGGAGGAGGCUAAGAAAGCUGCCAGGCGGCGCUGGUCGGUUCGCUGCCUUGGGGUUGAAUGAUGUUGUGAGCUCUGCAGCAGCAGCUUUCUUGGGAGGAACGGCGCCCAGGCCGACUCCAACCCAGCGGCUCGUCGUACCUCCCAUAUUAGAGGUCUUCAAAAAAGCCGAGAGAAAAUCAGGGAUGAUGGUGGGCAAAUCAUCUGUGGACAGUUUGGUGGCUCUGCGGGCGCAUACAGGAAGUGGAAAGACACUUGCAUUCUUGCUGCCGCUGAUGCAGGCGUUGCGAGAACAAGAAGCGGCAGCUACUGCUGCAGCGAAGCGGAGUGCGAAAGAUGAGGUGGAAUACGCAGACCUGAUGGAUUGCAAGGCCCUGGCGGAGACCCUUGAAGUGCAUAGGGGGGCACACAGAGCGCUCUUCGGAGCGAGAGGCCCACGCGCGCUUGUGAUUUGCCCUUCAAGGCCCCUGGCUUCCCAGGUAGCUUCUGUUGCAGCUGCGCUUGCAAAGCGCAUUAGGCUUUCUGUAGGUUGCACUACGGGCGGGGUCGGAACUGGGGACCAGCUUCGGUUAUUGCGGCGUCGCCCAGUAGACAUCCUCAUUGGCACUCCAGAUCGCUUAUUAUGCCUAACGCGUCCCAAUCCUAUGGAGAGCAGAACAUGCGGGACCGGAGAGAGGAUAGAUCGUACACAGAGAACCAGCGGGCGGUUGGUGAGUCUCGAAAAUGUGCAGUUCUGCAUUCUGGACGAGGCAGACGCAUCGUGGCUUGGAGGUUUUAGAGACGAUGUUGAGAAACUGCUCUUGCGUUCCCACUUCCUCCAUGCAGUCUCACAACCUGUGGGGGAACAGGAGACGAGAUGGGUUCAACCGAAAGUCCUGUUAACCUGCACGGCUACGCCUAAUAGUGGGGUAGAGGGGGGGCUGUGUGAACUGCUAGAGCUGCCGGCUGAGAGGGUACUUACUCUUUCAGGAGGCCCUUCCUUUCCCCCCCAGACUCAGUUGUGCCAUGAGAUGAUGCAGGCUCGUGGGGCCGACCGUUUCCUGUUGCUAGUCGAACAAAUAAAAAUCCAUCCACAGCUGCGGGGCAAAAAGAUUUUGGUGUUCUGCAACACAGUCGACAGCUGCCGUGCCUGCUGCCACCACCUGCAAGCGGCCGACCUUCCUGCAGAGGUACCCGAGAUCGUCUCCAGGCAUCGGCCCUUUUUGCUGUCUGAUCAUGCGAUGCAGGGCUAUGACGGCUCUUUGCCUGCUAGCGUGCGAGAGAAGAAUCUGCGUUCAUUUCAAGAAGGAAGCGGCCAGCGAAUUUUGGUGGCUACGGAUGCUGUAGCACGCGGCCUGCACAUUGGUGGAGUGGAUGCCGUCGUCAAUGCAGACUUCCCCCUAACGACAGUGGAGUACUUGCACAGGGCCGGACGAACUGGCCGACUCGAUUCCAAAGGGUUCGUGCUCUCCUUCGUCUCAAAGAGGGAUGCAGCCGUUGCAGCGGCUGUCAGGGCAUCUCUCUCUGCGGGUCUUUCCACCGAAGGAAUAGAUGGACGCGUUCCAAGACCCAAGAGUAGCGUCGGGUAUCAGUGUGAGCCAUUACCAGACUGCCGGCUUUACCACUAUAGUCAAGUGGCCCAUGCUCCGAUGGCCGUACGCCCUGCUUCGCUGCGGCUGGAUGGUUGUUGA
Eimeria acervulina is the source of this 3780-nucleotide messenger RNA. RefSeq names its product DEAD/DEAH box helicase, putative. Gene Ontology annotation, molecular function: nucleic acid binding; ATP binding. NCBI's taxonomy places the organism in Eukaryota, Apicomplexa, Conoidasida, Eucoccidiorida, Eimeriidae. The transcript is spliced from 4 exons. Bases 1 to 3780 code for a protein of 1259 amino acids. The record is from RefSeq and is a predicted model, not a curated record. Gene Ontology annotation, biological process: mitochondrial large ribosomal subunit assembly. Gene Ontology annotation, cellular component: mitochondrion.